Manis pentadactyla (Chinese pangolin) is the source of this 5150-nucleotide messenger RNA. It is a transcript of the gene CCDC117, whose product is annotated as coiled-coil domain containing 117. Bases 1571 to 2410 code for a protein of 279 amino acids. Lineage: Eukaryota; Metazoa; Chordata; Mammalia; Pholidota; Manidae. The record is from RefSeq and is a predicted model, not a curated record. The transcript is spliced from 5 exons.
UGUAUAUAACAUCAUCUGGAAGGAUAUUUUUUCAGGUGAGGAAUGAGGUGGCCAUUUGUAGAAAUGACCCAGGAGACUAUCAGUUAUAUCCAGUUGAAGUAAAUAGGGCAUUUCUUUAGGGAGGCAAAACCGCAUUAUAAAUGCCACUAGGAAAACUUAAACCCUCUUAGUUCAUUUGUUUCUUGUUAGACCAUCACUGACGGCAAUUGGGAUGGAGAAAGAGGAUGAGAAUCUGGAAGGAUUUCCCAUAGGACUUGCUAACUGAUUAAAUACAAGGGUGAACAAAAAAGAGACAUCAAUGAUGAUGCUUGGGUUUUUUCAUUAGAAAGAGAAAAGUAUCUCCUGACAGCUGAAACUGGCCUGGGACUAUCAGGUAAGCCUUGGCAUCUUCCCAUUAAACAAUUCACAGAAUGUCAACAUGAAACAAGAACUGAGAUGUGACUUCAAUGGAUAAAAACAGGACCAGUUCACAUUCAUGACUGAACACAGAUAAAAUGUGAACAUUGUUUAAACAACAAAAAUGACCAAACAUCCCCCUUUCCUACCUAAUAAGAAGGAAUGUUGCUUCCCUACCAAUUAUGAGGCUAGCCUCACUUCAUUACUACUACCUUCUAGAAAAGAUUGACUAAGAUACCAAUCACAGAAUUAUCUCUGCUUCCUGACAGUAUUAACUCCAGAGCAAAGCCUAGCUUCUUUGAACCUUACCCCAAAUCACCUGACAGGCUGAAAUCCUUUAAGAAGCCCUAACACCCCCUUACUACCUCACUUCAAUAAGUCAACAAAUCCAUCAUUGUUCAGUUACAGGUGUGUUCUUGGUCGGCUUUGACUGAAGGGCAUUGGCUUUGGUAUAAGCAACUCAGAUUGUAAGAUGGUGCCCUUCCCCGAGAUGGAAAAAAUGGGAUAUAAUCAGUGGCUGGGGGUCUACCAACUCUGCCAGCCUCUCUUGCAAGCUUAUGUUCCUGGAUGCCCCAGGCGGAGGCGGGAAGGCUCUCCAGUACCUCUCACAAGAGCUCUGAGGUUUUUACUAGUGUUUCAUGCUGUUCCCUCUAAGGCAUCACCAACUUCAUUUAUACUAAAAUAGAAAGAAUAGCUGAUAUUUUAUGCAUGUGUGCUGUGUGCUGAGCAGUGUUCUAAGGGCUGCAGACGUUCUCAUUCGUGUACCUCUGCCAUAAAACUAUGAAGACAGGUACUGCUAUUACUAGAUUUUACCACCGAGAAAACUGAGGCAAAGAGGUUACACAACUUGUCGGGUAAGGAUUCGAACUACGUUGUCUUCAAGGCCUGCCAGGGCCGUCCUCAAGUCACAAGCAGCUAAGCCGAGGCAGCCAUCUUGUUAGUAGUCUGCAAGGACUGCCACUCCCGGCAUCCCUUGCGGCGGCAGCUCUCCACACACAACAAAUCCCGGCGUGCCCCUGGGCGGCCUGGGGUGGAGGGUUCUAGAAGGCGUGACGUGAGGCUGAGAGCGGGCUCUGGAGGCGGGCUCCUUUCGGCCGUCGCUGUGGCCGCCACCGCCGGGCUUGGGGACGCGGGAGGCCGGGGCCGCGGGCGCAGCGUCCUCGUCUCCCCGGCCAUGGCCGCUCUCGGCCGGCCCUUCAGCGGCCUUCCCCUGAGCGGCAGCUCGGACUUCCUGCAACCGCCGCCGCCGGGCUGCGCUGGUCGGGCCUUCCCGCCGGGGACGGGCGGCGCCGAGCUGACCCCGCGGCCGGGACCCCGCGCCGCCCCCGGCAGCCCCGGCGGGAGCGCGGCGCGCGGACGCAGUGUUGCAGUGAACUGUAAAAAGAAACACAAGCGAGAGGAGGAGGAGGAUGAUUGUCCAGUAAGAAAGAAAAGGCUAACUGAAGCUGGGCUCUGUGCUGGUCCUAAUGACUGGAUUCUUUGUGCACAUCAGGAUAUAGAGGGUCAUGGAGUAAAUCUGUGCACUAGUGGCCUUUCUGCACCUGCCAUGUUAGAUGUUAUUUGUGAAGAAAUGGAUCAGACAACUGUAGAACCACAGUGUGAAGUUGCCCGAAGGAGGCUUCAGGAAAUUGAAGACAGGAUAAUUGAUGAAGAUGAAGAAGUUGAAGCUGACAGAAAUAUUAACCAUCUCCCCAGUCUUAUCCUUUCUGAUACGAUGAAGGCUGGUUUGAAGAGAGAAUUUGAUGAAGUCUUUACAAAGAAAAUGAUUGAGUCCAUGAGCCGUCCUUCCAUGGAGCUUGUGCUCUGGAAACCUCUCCCUGAACUCCUUUCUGAUAAGCCAAAGCCACCAUCUAAUGAUAAGAACUAUGCAGGAGAGAGCCACACAAAACACGCAGCUGCUGGCACUGCCUUCCCUCGGAGAACUGAACUGUUCUUAGAGCCUCGGCAAACAGGGAUGCCUGUUUACAGUAGUUUGGAGACAGCUGCUUGCACAGAAGAAGAGAUGGAACUCUAGAAACUAGUUUCUACACUAAAGUCAAAUCUUAAGGCUCAUGUAUUUUGUUGUGAGCCUACUUGUGUAGUAUAGGGACUUGAAAGUUUUGUGAAACGGGUGUAAUAAUAUCUCCACCUGUGAUCUGGGGUGGGACUGUCAUUUGGGGUAGCCAUUUCUUGAAUUCAACUUUUACCCAAGGAAGCUUGUCUCAAGGGAAAAUCAGUUUUCUAGGGGGUCUUACUAAGUGAGUGUGGGAUUAGUCUGCAAAGACAAGAAUAGAAGUUAUAUGUGAGAGGGUGACUUAAUCUGUCACACUAUCUAAACCAGACACUUGGAGGAUAUUCAGAGACUUGAGUUGAAAAGAUGAUUAAGAGAGAAGGAUGCUCCUACUACAACUGUACCUUGACAGUUGAGUCACAACUUACCUGUAGAUAUGAACUCUGUUUACAAUGGUGACUAUGACUGGGGAGAAGGAGGGAAGAAAGCAGUAGCUUAAGCCUAUUGCUAAAUUUAACAGAGGCCCCGAAACUUAUGUCAUUAGUUGUCACUUCAGUGUAGCUAUAUUGAUUAAAUAGCCAGUAACAUUGUGGCUCACCUUUUUGCCUCUGAAAAUGCAAUGAAAAUACAAAGAAAAGGUUUUUCCUUCAAGGCUUUUUUAGCCUUGUGCUCCUGUUGCUCCUUGGUUUCCCUUGCAUAAUUAGUAAGCCCAGUUAUUCAGUAAUGUUUACAGCUUAAUUUUGAAUGAUAGUUAAAAAGAUAGAUAAACUCAUGUGCAAAUUUGGCUAUGGGAAAAGCAUCCCUUAGGUAAUCUCGAGGAGAUGCUGUGUCAGUCCAGCAUUAAUAACUUCUGUACUUUAAAAAAAAAAGGUGGUACCUGUAUAGGUUAAAUUUUUAAAUGUUAAUUUGGAAAACAGUGACUGAAUAAUUAACUGAGAUCAAAUGGGCAAAUGAAAUUGAGAUUUACUGAAAUAGCCAAUUUGCCUGGUGCUUCAGCUAGUGUACAGUAAGCCUAAAGGUUGGUAGACAGUAGCUUCCUCCUAGCAGGGUAUCUUCUUCAUCUUCAUAAACUAAACCAAGCUCAAGUUGUCCUUUGGGGAUAACCAGGAUUGAAGUUUUUCUCAGGAAGCGCUCUUCUGUGUGUCAAGGACUCAGUAGUGCAAAAUAAAAUAACGGUUCCUUUAGUGCUAUGGAAUAUCCACUAUAACUUAAUGAGUAUAGUAGUGUAAUACUGGCCCUUUCAUCACACAAUAGGAGACCACCCCGGUUCUUUUUGUUUUGUUUUCUGGGUUUCUUCCCUCUUUGUAGGAAUUAGAUAUCUUGUGUAGAAAAAAAUGGUUUAUGCCAAGUAGAGGUGACUUUUUAGAAACCGGCUCCCAGGAAUUUUUGAAACCUAUGGUGAAAUCCCUCCCCUUGUUACAGAUGGUAUAGAAGUAACACGUCUGUUGAUUGGACUGUUUCUUCUCAUUUGCCUGUUUUUCUGCUUUCUCUAUUUCUGUCUGGAUAGUCAGGAAAAUAUUUAAUGUUUAAUAUUUAAACAAAAUAUUUAAUGUCUACACAGUAAAAUUACUCAAACUUCAAACCAGUAUUGAAACCAGUUGGAAACCAGCUAAUAGUUUCUUAAUCUCAGAUUUAGAGAUGAAUGUAAACUGUAUUCUUUUGAAAUGUGCAAGUAUUUGAUUCAUGCUGUUUGAAAAACUCCUGCCUUUGGGUCAUUGUUUAAUGGGACCAACUUGUAAAGUUUGUAGCCUUAAAGAAAUCUCCGUGCUAAAAAAUUUGUUCCGGUACAACUCAAAAACAUGAAGUGACUGCCUGCAUGUGGAGUGAGUCCCAAUGUUGUGGUGAAAAGGGAGUAACAACUUUCCAAAGAAGGCCAGAACACAUUGAGAUUGUCGUCUGUAGGAAUUGUUGAACGGGCCUCUGAUGAAAAGGUCUGCAUGAUGAAAAGGAGGAAAGAAGAGCUCCAAAACAAGGCUUUGAUAAUCAUUGGCAAGUGUAGGAGAGAAUUAAGGUUCUGUUAAUUAAAAUCAAAACAGAACUUGUUUCAGGAGUCAAGUUAUCUGAUAAUUAUAAUUAUUUUUGCAGGAAAAUGGGUGUUUGAUGCUCCUUCUUGAACUUUUUCUUCUUGCGUAUGUUUAUAUAAAAAUUGUCUUCUUCAUCCUUGUGGUGCUUAUUCAUCUGAGCCGUUUGCAUAGUUCCCAUGCCUCUGCUGUGUUUUUCUUCUGUAGUGUAAGGCUUUUGCUUUUGCCUUAAGGUUUCCCUAGGGAAUUAACAGGUCUUUUCAUUUUGUACAGCUUUUGAAGCAUGGAUCAAACAUUGGCUUACUAUGCUAAUGUGUGAAGAGAAAAAAUACCUAAAGCAGGUGAGCUUUAAUGAACAAAUGUAUAUUUUCUCUGAAGUUGAGUAGGGUGUGUGUGGGCUUUUUUUUUUAAUUAAUACGAAAGUAAGUCCAGUUCUCACAAAUAUUAAUCAAAUUUUUUAAAAACUGCUACUCAUCUUCAAAAAGGUGCAAAUAUAAAAUUCAGAAAAAUAGAACCAUGAGAAGAAUGCUUACCAGCAGGUUCAUUAUUUUGGAUUUGAAACUUGGUUUUGUUUUUUAAUAGUAACAAGAAUGGUGCAGUACUAAAGUUCUGGAAGAUGCUGUCUGUUUUACUUUAAAGUGAGAAUCUGGUGUUUCUGUAUUGUUUUCAAUAAAACUUCCUUAAGUGUUUUGGACUUUUUGAGGUAUUGGUAUUCUUGCACUGAAGUAAACAAAAUCAGCCAG